Molecule: messenger RNA, 336 nt
Organism: Ilex paraguariensis (yerba mate)
Lineage: Eukaryota; Viridiplantae; Streptophyta; Magnoliopsida; Aquifoliales; Aquifoliaceae
Source: the annotation of a GenBank genome assembly
CAAAGAAGAUACUGGAGGCUAGAUCUAUUGGUCAGGGGGAAUCAUCAAGCAGACCAAACCCGAAGGUUUGGAAACUGAUUUGGAAGCUGAAAAUUACUCCCAAAGUGCGUCAUUUCUGGUGGAGAGCAUGUUCCAAUGCGUUGGCGACGUAUAGAUGUAAGUGUGCGACCUCGCCAACAUGUAAAAGAGGAACUGAGACAGUGGAACUUAUGUUUUUGGGCUGCAGAUGGACUCAUAGUGUUUGGUUGGACAAAGAACCCAACCCAAUGUCGGUGUUGCGGAUCUCGAAACAACCAUGGGGGCAAUUCGGUUCUAUCAAACAGUCGGAGCAUUAUG